AUGGAUGAUAGAGAUGCAGAUGAGGUUGGUGAACAUGCUCUGAAAAUGAAUUGCAAAGCUCAGUUAUAUGUUGAGCACUAUGUAAAAGUAUUGUUUGGAUUAGAACCAGGAAUAGAGUUGGGGCAGUCUUCUGGGGUGUUAAAUGGGGCUGCAGAAAUUGAUGUUGAUUAUGAUGAAAGUGUUAGUGAUAGUCACAAUAGUGAAGAUGAAGUUGAUGGUGUUAAGUUUGAUGAUAGUGAGGAUGAGAGAGCACUUGGCUUGGAUGAUGGUUUUGGUGUUGAUAAUACAAUACGCGAUUCUUCUAUUGGAUCAUAUAAUGUUAAAAUCCAAGGGUUAAACCAUGGUAAACCAUAUAGUAUGAAGACUACUGCAAAUAGGUCCAUUCCGAAGAAAACAACUAAGAACAUGGAGAUUGUUCCUGUGUUGGACAAUUAUAAUUCAAAUAUUGAAAUGGAGUAUGCUUAUGCUAGUGAAGAGCUAGAUAAUAGUGACCCUGACUCAAAUUCAAACAAAGAGAAAAGACCAAAGUAUGAUCAGUUUAGAGUGGAGGAGCUAAACAAGAAUUACAAGUUCAAAUUGGGAUUAGAGUUUAAAUCACUUGUUGAGUUUAAAGAUGCAAUCAGAGAAUGGUCUAUAUUAAAUGGGAAGGAAAUAGAGUUUAUAAAGAAUGAUAGCAUAAGAGCAAGGGUGAUAUGCAAAGCUAAAUGUUGGUUCUUAGCACUUGUAAGUAAAGUGGGGGAUAGUCACACUUUUAGAAUGAAGAAAUGGUGUGGUGAUCACACAUGUGGUCGGAUUUUGAAUAAUAGUUCUGCAAAUUCUAAGUGGAUUGCUAAGUUUGUGGCGAAUAAGUUGAGCAGUUGUGACAAUAUGCAGAUUCGUGAGACCCUUUCCGGUAUUAGAAGGAUAUAUUUUGUAGGUAUAACAACAGGACGAGCAUGGAAGGCUAGCCAGAUUGCAAAUGAGAUUGUAGAAGGUGAUGCAGCAAAACAAUAUACCUUCUUGUGGAGGUAUUUUGCAAAGUUGAGGAGGGCAAGUGUUGAAAACACUUGUAAGAUAAAUAUUGAUCGUCCAUGUCUAACACUUCAACCACGAUUUAGUAGUUUUUAUUUUUGCUUUGAUGAUAGUAAAAAAAAGGGGUUUUUGAGAGGUUGUAGGCCUUUUAUUGGGGUGGAUGGAUGUCAUCUAAAGACAAAGUAUGGAGGAACACUUCUAUUUGCUGUUGGUAGGGACCCGAAUGAUCAAUAUUUUCCUUUAGCUUUUGGGGUGGUUGAAACUAAGACUAAGGAGUCUUGGAGAUGGUUUCUCACUUUAUUACAUAAAGACAUUGGUCAAGAAAAGAGAUGGGUGUUCAUCUCUAACCAACAAAAGGUUUUGUAG
Messenger RNA from Cicer arietinum (chickpea), 1377 nucleotides. NCBI's taxonomy places the organism in Eukaryota, Viridiplantae, Streptophyta, Magnoliopsida, Fabales, Fabaceae. The record is from RefSeq and is a predicted model, not a curated record.